Molecule: messenger RNA, 2547 nt
Organism: Mytilus californianus (California mussel)
Lineage: Eukaryota; Metazoa; Mollusca; Bivalvia; Mytilida; Mytilidae
Exons: 1
Coding region: 51-1763 (570 amino acids)
Molecular function (GO): zinc ion binding
Source: RefSeq, a predicted model, not a curated record
GGGAAAACUCGGCAUUAUACACACAAAAAAGACUGAUAAACAGGAAGAAAAUGACUGAUGCAAAAUUACAAAGUGAAGCUCAAACUUUAAUAAUUUGUCAAUUAUGCGAAAGUAACAGUACCGUUAGAUGGAAAUGCAUUGCAUGCGAUUUAUUAAUGUGUGACACCUGUACAGAUAAAAUACAUCCGAAAUUUAAAUUGGCGGAGACGCACAGCAUCAUACCAUUGAAGGAUAUUGGUACAAUGAUUUUUCCUGUAAUGAAACUCAAACGAAUUCCAUGUAGAAUUCACGACAACCAGACCUACUGCAUAUUUUGUCAAAGUUGUGACCAACUAGUAUGUCCAGUAUGUUUGUCUCAGUCACACCAAAAACAUCAAUUCUUACAACUAGAAGAAAUCCUCAAGAAAAAAAUCGAAAAGAUAAAAACAUUUGACGCACAGAUCGAAUAUUUCAUAUUACCGUUUUACCAGAAAGAAUCGGAGAAAAUAGAAAAAUACUUUAUGGAAGUUACAGAACAUUUCAAGGAUAUAAAAUUUAAAAUUGCCACACAAGAAGAAAAACUUAUCACAGAAAUAAAAAUCCAGAAGUUAGGAAUGACUGAAGAACUGGAAGGAAGGAUGGCAUUAAUUGAUAAUUUCAUCACCGAGAAAAGAAAUAACAUUGCAAAAAUCAUCGAAAACUCGUCAGUAAAACGGGAAUGUUUAAGUGAUAUAUUAAAGAAAGCUCGAGAUGUAGAGCUAUUGCAUGAAACGAUGAAAGAAACUGAAAAAUGGCUCUCAACUGUCAAUGAUGAUACCCAAAUAAGGAUGGAGGAUUUUCCCAGACUUCCUUCUUUUGAAUUCGCUACCAUCAAAAACGAAACAAUCGCAAAGCUAUUUGGGUUUCUGCAGUGUGGUGUACAAAUAUCUACAAAGAUAAAAAAAACUUUGUCAAUAGGCAUCUCUCGUAUUUCUAAACUAACUGUUAACAGUAGACGCGAAGAUAUCUGGCUCAGCAGCGGUUACUCAUUCGAGACACGUAAAUACGCCAUACAUACCGAUUUAAAGCUUUUACAAAAAGUAGAGGAUAAAAGGGAAUAUAACAUUUACGACAUGGCGCCGACUGUCAAUGGGGAUCUUCUUUUCACGAUUAUAGAACUUGACUGCUACACGUAUAUAGCAACAAAGGAUGGAAUUGAACAGUUUCGUUCCUUUUCGCCAUUAUUUCCAAGAGCUGUACAUAUUAGUACGAAAGGUGUUAUCUAUGUAAGUUUGCGAGAUAAUGGGCCUAUCUUCAAAACGAACGACAAAGGUGCUCGUAAAAUAGUCAUUGUCAACUUUAAUGACAAAAUUGAAAUUAAAAGAUUUGGAGAUAAAAAAAUGUUGACAGAUGUAACAAGAAUAAAAAGUGACAAAAACGGUUGCGUUUACUUUAUCGACCUUUCCUCGAAAAAAUCAGACGGAAGAAUUAUUGCAAUGUCCCCCGAUGGUCUUACUAAGUGGAUUUAUGAAGGAAAGAUUGACACGGAUAACAGCUUUACUCCAACAGAUUUAGUAGUCACCAAAGAGGGCAAGUUGAUAGUGUCAGACAUGCACAACUUCAUGCUUCAUAUAAUUGACAGUAAGGGGGAGUUUAUUCAAAAGCUCUCUUUAAAAACAAUUGGUAUUUUAAACUCUCUCUGUAUUGAUAUUGAUAAUAAUGAUGACUUGUACAUUGGAUGUGCGAGUGACAAGAAAAGCCCAGAAACAUCAAAGCUGUAUGUUAUAAGUGUUACUAUGUCUUAACAAUCAAGAGGUUGCUUUAAACGAAUAUCAACAUUUUUGCUACUUCUUUUUUAUUUUGUGUUUGCCAUUUGAAGGAGGAAGGUUUUAUUUCAAAAUGUUUUCCCCCAGAGAGGGACUAUCGUUUAAGACCAAGGAUUCUUAUAGUACGUUUUACAAUUAGACUGCUUAAAAAGAAAACGUCAAGAAAUAUUAUUAAGAGUGUAAACAACUAGCUAGGUCAUCCUGGGUUCCUGUCCAUAGCAUGGAAUCAAUUGAUACUUACGAAAUGGUUUUUCUUAAAUGCUUUUCAUUCUAUUUGAUUGUUUUUGUGGUAUUACAGCCCUUGGAACUUUGAAAAUUUUUUAAAAGUUGUACUCAUCCCAAUUUAUUUGUAAUGUCUGCAGAUCUAGAGCAGAUCUAAUAUACAUCAAUUAAUAAUGCACAAAAGAAAUUAACUAAAAAAUGAUACCAGUUUUAUUUCUGGAAUAACUUUCAUCUAGACCAAAAGUUUUAAGACAAGCACAUGAAAGGGGUUAAGGAUCAUCAAAGAUGAUACAGGCCUAAUCAGAACAGUCAAAACCAUCCAAGAUAAACUUUGCCUUAUAGUAUUGCAACCUUAGUGUUUGCACAAUUAUCUAGUUUAGAAAACUGAAAAAUUAUUUAGAAAGAACAGGGUUAACAUGAUAAAAUGUCACUUCUACUUUGCUUUACUGAUUAUGAUUGAAUGUUAUGUUAAAGGUUUAAUAAAGAUCAAGGUCUUAGUACAGGUAUCGCAUAAACUUGACAUUACAAAUGACCCAGGAAA